GAAGUCUUGGAUGGCAACAAAGUUACGGAUUACAUGUCCAUUACUGGCCAUAUUCAUACACCUUUUGUCAACUCUGUCUCUCCCCCCCCUCGACUUCUCUCCUUCCCACUUCUUGUCGCUCUCUAAUUACGGUCCUAAUCACGCCUACAUUGGCCCAAAUACACCGUCAACUGAUUCUUUUCCCGCCACCAAUUGAGCUUUGCAAACCCAAGUUAACAGCCUGGCCACAGCGGCCGCGGCGCAUACCAUCAUGAGGUUACUCAAGACCAUUCUGCUGCCACUUUUGGCCCUGGCACAGGUUGCGUUUUGCGCCGAGGACUAUUACAAGGUCCUCGGCCUUAACAAACAAGCAUCGGAGAGGCAGAUCAAGUCAGCCUACAGGCAACUAAGCAAGAAAUACCACCCCGACAAGAACCCCAACGACCCAACAGCCCACGACAAGUUCGUCCUCGUCGCCGAAGCCUACGAGGCGCUCUCCGACACCGAGUCGCGCCAGAUCUACGACCAGUACGGGUACGAGGGGCUCAAGCAGCGGCGGCAGCAGCAAGGGGGCGGGGGCGGGGGCGGGCACGACCCGUUCGACCUGUUCAGCCGCUUCUUCGGCGGGGGCGGGCACUACGGCAGCCAACCCGGCCAGCGGCGCGGCCACAACGUCGAGGUGAAGGUGCCCGUGUCGCUGCGCGACUUCUACAACGGCCGCACCACCGAGUUCCAGUGGAACAAGCAGGAGAUCUGCGACGAGUGCGAGGGCACGGGCGCCGCCGACCGCGUCGUCCACGCCUGCCAGACCUGCGGCGGGCGCGGCGUGCGCACCGUCCGCCAGCAGCUCGCCCCCGGGAUGGUCACGCAGGUGCAGAUGCAGUGCGACGCCUGCGGCGGGCGCGGCAAGAGCAUCAAGCACCGCUGCAAGGCCUGCGGCGGGGAGCGGGUGGUGCGGCGGCCGGCGACGGUGUCGCUGACGGUGCAGCGCGGCAUGGCGGACGGGGUGCGGAUCGCGUACGAGAACGAGGCGGACGCGAGCCCGGACUACGUGGCGGGCGACCUGAUCGUGCAGGUGGUGGAGAAGGAGCCCGAGCUGGAGGGGGACGACAACCCGGACCGCGUCGACGGCGUCUUCUUCCGCCGCAAGGAGGACGACCUCUUCUGGCGCGAGGUGCUGUCGCUGCGCGAGGCGCUGAUGGGCGACUGGACCCGCAACGUCACCCACCUGGACGGGCACGUCGUGCGGCUCGGCCGCGAGCGCGGCGCGGUGGUGCAGCCGAACCACGUCGAGACGGUGCCCGGGGAGGGCAUGCCCAAGUGGCACGAGGACGGCGACAGCGUGUACCACAAGACCGAGUUUGGGAAUCUGUACGUCGAGUACACCGUCGUGCUGCCGGACCAGAUGGAGAGCGGCAUGGAGAAGGAGCUGUGGGCGCUGUUCCAGAAGUGGCGCGCGAAGAAGGGCGUCGAUCUGCACCAGGACAGCGGGAGGCCCGACAAGCCGGUUAUGCAUGACGAGGAGCACGAUGAGUUAUAGAGCGGUCGGGUUAUGUACGUUAGAACCAUAUACCACGGUAGUUGCACAUGACCCCAUUUUUGGGUAUAGAGUAUCAUGUCCA
This is a messenger RNA of Chaetomium fimeti, 1601 nucleotides long. RefSeq lists its product as uncharacterized. Gene Ontology annotation, cellular component: cytoplasm. Gene Ontology annotation, molecular function: Hsp70 protein binding. Gene Ontology annotation, biological process: protein refolding. Bases 251 to 1519 code for a protein of 422 amino acids. The transcript is spliced from 3 exons. Lineage: Eukaryota; Fungi; Ascomycota; Sordariomycetes; Sordariales; Chaetomiaceae. The record is from RefSeq and is a predicted model, not a curated record.